AUGUCGACUUCCGUUCCCGCAAAACGAAUGCCGGUAAAGCCUACGCGCAUCACCGUCACUCCGCGCCGCCCUCAAGGCCGCGUCGAGCGCCUGGCAAGCACCAAGCCCGGUGGCCUCAAUUCCAUCAAACGUGGGCAGUCCAUUGGACCCCGUCCACUCCCCCGCCCUACCACACAUCCCAAAACCUCUAGCUGUCCCAACCCCUCCUGUCCGGCUCCAAAUAUCGUUGAGGAUGAGGGACAGAAAGUCUGUUCCGGCUGUGGUACAGUCGUUAGUGAAUCUAACAUUGUAUCUGAAGUGUCAUUUGGUGAAUCAGCGUCCGGCGCCGCUGUUGUCCAAGGUGCCUUCGUUGGGGAGGACCAGACCCACGUCCGCAGCUACGGUCCCAGCUUCCAGCGAGGUGGUGGUAUGGAAAGCCGAGAGUUGACAGAGCAAACUGGUAAUCGUUACAUCAACGCAUUGGGACGGAAUAUGUCUGUCCCCGAAAGUACUCAAAAGGCGGCAAAUCAAGUCUUCAAGCUUGCAGUAGGACUGAACUUCAUCCAAGGUCGCCGCACAAAAACCGUUGCAGCGGUCUGUCUCUACAUUGCCUGUCGGCGUCAGACCGGAAAUACAAUCAUGCUCAUCGAUUUCGCGGACAAUCUUAUGGUCAAUGUGUUCAAACUUGGUCGUACUUAUAAAGCGCUCCUCGACGAGCUUCGCCUUGGUGGAAAUGUUUUCUUGAUGAACCCAAUCGAACCUGAAAGUUUCAUCUAUCGGUUUGCAAAGCAGCUUGAAUUUGGUUCGUCCACCAUGCUGGUUGCCAGUGAAGCCGUACGCAUCGUCCAGCGAAUGAAUCGAGAUUGGAUGACAACUGGUCGGCGUCCUGCUGGUGUCUGUGGCGCUGCACUGAUCCUGGCUGCGCGCAUGAACAACUUCCGCCGAACAGUCCGAGAAGUUGUGUAUGUUGUUAAGGUCACCGAGAUUACUAUCACCCAACGACUUAACGAGUUCAGUUCCACCGAGAGUGGUGAGCUGACUGUAGACCAAUUCCGGUCUGUACAACUUGAAAACGCACACGACCCUCCAUCUUUCACCCGAGCACGAGAAGGCCGAAAGCCCGUUCGAGGUACAAAGAGGGCAGCUCCAGAUACAGCGGCUGAGAUCGAAGACGACUUGCCCGAAAGUGAUGUCGAAAGCGAAGCAGAUACGAGCCAGCCUCUAAGGGUUGAUGCAGACGGCUUCGCUAUUCCAAACAUUCCCAUCGAUCCUGCCAUCACCGGAGCCGCUCAUCGGCGGUCAUCCAUCACAAAGGCUGUCAACGAAGUGAUUGAGGACAAUAGAGAGGAUAUGGCUCUUGCCAAAGCCAAGGGGAAAGCGCCACGAAAGCAGCCACCCGAACCCACCAAAGAGCAGAUCGAAGCCGAAGAUGCUCUAGAAGAUGAAAUCCGUGGGAUGCUGACCACUGGUUCUACCAUGGUAGACAGUGCAGUGCAACCUGCCCGAAUGGUUGUCUCCGACGACACGGAAAUUGACGAACUUGAAUUCAAAGACGACCCGGAGGUAGUAGACUGCCUCCUCAGUCCAGCCGAGGUAGAUAUCAAAGAGCGGAUCUGGGUCAGCGAGAAUAAAGAAUACCUCCGCACCCAGCAAGCGAAAAACCUCAAACGCGCUCUCGCGGAAGCACUCAACGGUGGAGCAGCACCAAAGCCUCGCAAGCGUCGCAAGGGCCGUCUCGGUGAUGUGACCUAUUUGGAGGGUGACGGCGGCGAAGGGCGCGAAACCCGUGCCACCACUCCUGCCGAAGCGACCCGCCGCAUGCUGGAGACGCGCGGCUUUAGCCGCAAGAUCAACUACUCUCUUCUCGAGAGUAUCUAUGGCACCAAGAAGGAGGAAAGCCCCUCUGAUGCCGCCGACGACGCAAGGAGCCGCACUAGCCGGAGCCGUAGUGUCACUUCUCGCCGGAGCGCGAGCAUUGCCCCGCCCGAUACCCCCCGGCGCGCCAUCCGGGGUGCGACCCGUAAGUCCUGGAAACCGUCGCAUCGUCUCCCGUCGAAGUCUCCGGCCCCGGCACCUCCUGCCAAACCCUCUGGGGGGAGGUUCGCCGUGCCUACUCCACCAUCUACAGCACCUACUGCCACCCAGGGGGGUAACUAUGGCGAGGAGGUGGUUCGGGGAAAUCGAGGGAGACCUCCGGGAGGAUGA
Molecule: messenger RNA, 2184 nt
Organism: Penicillium chermesinum
Lineage: Eukaryota; Fungi; Ascomycota; Eurotiomycetes; Eurotiales; Aspergillaceae
Product: transcription factor TFIIIB subunit BRF1
Exons: 3
Coding region: 1-2184 (727 amino acids)
Biological process (GO): transcription by RNA polymerase III; transcription preinitiation complex assembly; DNA-templated transcription initiation
Cellular component (GO): transcription factor TFIIIB complex; nucleus; transcription preinitiation complex
Molecular function (GO): RNA polymerase III type 3 promoter sequence-specific DNA binding; TBP-class protein binding; RNA polymerase III general transcription initiation factor activity
Source: RefSeq, a predicted model, not a curated record